Messenger RNA from Lecanosticta acicola, 2702 nucleotides. NCBI's taxonomy places the organism in Eukaryota, Fungi, Ascomycota, Dothideomycetes, Mycosphaerellales, Mycosphaerellaceae. The record is from the annotation of a GenBank genome assembly.
AUGAAUGACCAGGCUCGAGACUCAGAGCCUCCCGACGAACCAUACCUCAGGGCAGAGCUGAGCAUCCAAUCGCCCGCUUCGCCCAAGCCCUUGCCAUUCCCACAGCCGACCAACAUUCCCGUCCUGGAGAACAUGAUGGAUGUAGGCUUCAACCAGACUGAGCUUCACAUGAGCGAUCCCGCCAUGCAUCAGACGGAGCUGCGGCCGGAUGCGUGGCGCGAUCCGAACGACCAACCCUCGACCACCGCCGCACCCGACCAACCCUCGCUAUAUCCGACCGGACGCGAUGCGACCGAGCAAUCGCUCACGAACGCCGACGCUGUUCAGCAGCCGGAAGGCGACCCCGACACCGCCAUCAUCCAUCAUAGCAAUGAGGCAGCUCCCAAUGGACAUGAUACCCACCAGCCCAUCUCACUUUCCAAUGACGCCUCAUAUGAGGCCAAUUCCCAUCUUCCCACGGAUGUCGCGAAUGAGCCCACGACGACAAACGCGCCCCUGCCUUCGUCAGACCCAAGUGUGCCCUCCGCUGAAUCUGAACAUGAACCUGCGCCCAUUGCAGAUGCUGCCCCAACCCAAUCCAAUGCGGUCCAUCCAGACCAGUCGCAACAAACGCCAGCUCCCGGCGCGGUCGACGUUCAAGCCCUGUUGGACACCCUGCAAACGUCUCUCGCGCCCUCUGCCAAUGCCACGCCCGCUGCCCAGGGCGAUGCCACUUCGUCUCAAUCCCAAGUCCAGCCGUCCAUCCCAGGCACCGAAACGUCUCCUCUGUCUGCGUCAGGUCUUGGUGCGCCUCCCAGUGGCCUCCCACCACGUCCUCCACCCCAAGACCAGCCACUCAUAAACCCCAACUAUGUCCAUUCACAGCACAUACGCGACUACCAUCCACACGCCGCCCAUCCAGCUGUGCAAGGCCCGUCGCAUGGGCCCUCAAAUAGUCCCGGCAACGCAGAUCUUGCGCAAGCACAGCAAGCGGCUGCCAACACCGCGCCAAAUGGACAGGCUACUGGCGCAGCUCCCCCGACCCAUCAAGCUGGCCAGGGCACUGCUGGCCAGCAACCGCAGUACCCGGCCUCGAACACGCCGAUGGAGAGUCGUCGAGAGUACAAGAUUGCGGCAGGGCAGACCCCGACAAAGGAGGACCAACCGUGGACAGCGGACAUCCAGAAGAAGUAUGACCACUUCAUGGAGGAGGAGAGGAGAUAUGUCAAUGAGGCGCGGUGGGACCAGUUUCCAGUGGGGUCUCGUCUGUUUGUCGGUACGCGCGACCUACAGGGGAACCGACUGUCGAGGGAUCAGCUACUUACGGACUCUCUAGGAAACCUGUCUUCGGAGAAGGUUACGAAGCGCGACAUCUUUCACGUCUUUCACACCUAUGGCGAGCUUGCGCAGAUAUCCAUCAAGCAGGCGUACGGCUUCGUGCAAUUCCUCCACAAGGAAGGUUGCUCGAGAGCGCUGCAGGCUGAGCAGGGCCGACAGAUCCGCGAUAAGCGCAUUCGUAAGUUCAUCUUGCUGUCUUGUCCUGGGGGGGGGAUGAUGACUGAUUUUGGACAGACCUCGAGAUAAGCAAACCGCAGAAGAGCAACAACAAGAACCAGCAGCAGCAGAACAGCAACAACCGCCGAUCGCGCUCGCCUGAUUACAAUCGCGGAAGACCCGGGAACAAUGAUCGUUACGGAGGGAGAGGAGCGAACGGGCGUGGAAGAGACGGAUACAGAGGAGGAUAUCGGUCACCUUCACCACCCCCACCACCGCGCGGAUACCGCGACAGGUACGAGGAGCGGUACAGGACGAGGUCGAGAUCACCCGAAUAUGGAAGAUAUCGAGGGAGCCCGCCGCGUGAGACGGAAGAUGACUUGCCCUUGCCGCGCCGUCAACCGCGCGACGUGCCCGAAGUGCAGAUCAUCGCGCUGGACCAGCUGGACCGCGACUUCUUGUCGUGGGUGGAGAAGGCAUUCACAAAUCGCGGAGUGCGCGUGGACGUGUUGAUCUUGUCUCCUCGUCUGAGCGAGGAGGCUGUGAUGAGGCGGCAGAUCAUGGAAGGCGUGGUAGCCGUGUCGAAACUGAGGAGAGCGAACCAACACAGCAGUAAAAUCGGCCUGACCAUCUUCAAGCGGAAGCAUGGGACACGCGAUGUGCAGUUUGAGGAUUACGACAAUCUGGACCCCCACAUUUGUGCGGAGCUGGUGCUCCGGGAGAAGAGUACCCAGGGAGGUGGAGCAGCAAGUGCUGGUGGUUAUUCUGGUCAGUACGGUCAGGCGCAGUACGGGUACCAACCUCCAGCAGCGGCAGCACCUACGCCUUUCGCGCCACCCACUGGAUAUCCGCCCGGGUAUGGCCAGCAACAGCCUCCAGCAGCGUACGGCGUGCAGCCGCCUCAAGCUCCCCCUCUGGCUACCAAUAUGGAUCCGAAUAAUCUCCAGAAUCUCCUCUCGACGCUCAAUCAGCCGUCACCGAACACACCUCAAACGGCAGGCCCAUAUGGUCAUCAUCCGGCGCAAUCUCCAUUCCCUCCCAAUGCGCAGCAGUAUGGAGCCGCACAUCCGCAGCAGCAGCACGAUCCGUAUGCUGCUCUAAGGAAUAAUCCGGCGCUGGCAGGUAUGAUGCAACAGCCGCCUCCGCACAGCCAGGGGCCAGCCCAAGGCCAGCCGCCGGGUCCGAACAUGCAGGAUAUCCUGGCAAGGCUUGGAACAUAUCGUCAGUAG